AUGGCUGAUGCAUCAGAAUCUCAGAUCAAAGAGGACAAGGAUGACACUAAUGUACAACCUCCUAAUAGUCCCCGUCAUCGAGAGGUUCUUGGUAGACGGGAUCCAGCUAAAGCGCGUAGGCCAGUCAUUGAAAACGCUCCAGUAUUCCGCCCUACAUCAGAGGAGUUUGAAGAUACACUUGCUUACAUAGCAAGUAUACGUCACUUAGCUGAACCAUACGGUAUUUGCCGUAUCGUACCACCCUUGAACUGGUCUCCUUCUUUUCGGCUUAAAGAGAAAAGUAUAUGGGAGGAUGCAAAGUUCCCUACCCGGGUUCAGAACAUGGAGCUGCUCCAGAACAGAGAGCCCAUGAAUCAGAAGAAGAAGAUACCUAAGGGAAGGAAACGCAAACGAGGAUCCUCAAGAAUCGGUUCCUCCAAGAAGAGCCGACCUAGCUCUGCUUCUACUUCUGCUUCAGCUUCAGCUUCUGCUUCUGCUUCUGCUUCAUCUCCCGCGGAAGAAGAGAAGUUUGGUUUCAUCUCUGGACCAGACUUCACUCUUGAGGACUUUGAGAAGUAUGAUCGGGGUUUCAAGAACUCCUAUUUCGAGAGAAAAGGAGGAAAUGCGUCUCCAUCCAUCGAAGAGAUCGAAAAAGAAUAUUGGCGGAUAGUCGAGCACGCAGCACACCCUGAAGAAGUCGAGGUAUAUUAUGGAGCUGACUUAGAGAAGAAGGUUCUUGGAAGCGGAUUCGAGGAUGGAGAAGCCUCUGGUUGGAACCUUAACAACUUACCUCGUCUCUCCGGCUCUUUACUCCCAUUCGAGCGUAAAGACAUCUCCGGCGUUCUCGUGCCAUGGGUCUACGUUGGGAUGUGUUUUUCAUCUUUUUGCUGGCAUGUGGAGGACCACCACUUAUACUCAAUAAACUAUAAUCACUUUGGCGAGCCGAAAGUGUGGUACGGAGUUCCUGAAAGCCAUGCAACCGCACUAGAGAAGGCCAUGAGGAAACACUUACCAGAUCUUUUCGAGGAAACACCUGGUCUACUCCAUGAAAUUGUCACUCAGUUUUCACCGUCCGUUUUGCAAAAAGAGGGAGUCAAGGUUUGUCGUGCGGUUCAGCGUGCAGGGGAGUUUGUUCUCACGUUCCCUAGGGCGUAUCACGCUGGUUUCAACGCCGGUUUCAACUGCGCGGAAGCUGUGAACGUCGCUACGGUUGACUGGCUAUCUCACGGACAGAACGCUGUGGAGUUAUUGAGUGGUGAGAACAAGAAAACGUCUGUGUCUCACGACAAGCUUCUCCUUGGAGCGGCUUAUGAAGCUGUUAGGUUCAUCUCGGCUGGUUGGGGGUAUGGUAGAGAGAGCGUGGGAUGGAGAGUUUUCAGCGAGAAGAAUAUGACUCUUACUAAGGCGGUGGAGACUCGUUUGCGUAUGGAGGAAGGAAGGAUCGGUGCUCUUGGAAGCGGUCUCAGAUUGGUGAAGAUGGACAAGGACUUUGAUUCGAACUGCGAGAGGGAAUGCUUUAAGUGCUCUUAUGACUUGCAUCUCACGGCAGCUUGCUGUGACAGAUGCUCUCCUGGAGUGUAUGCGUGCACUAAGCACGCGAACGAGCUUUGUUCGUGUGAAGGGGACGAUAGGUUCGUACUUCUUCGUUACACCAUGGACGAGUUGAGAUCGUUGGUUAGAGCAUUGGAAGGUGAGAAGGAGGAUCUAAAGACUUGGCUUUCCAUGGUUAGAGAAGAUUGUUCAGAGACUAAGGAGACAGGAGAACCUAGGGGUUUUGAUCUGAACCGUGAGCUUCUACUGGAUGAUAUCGAGUUUGAUGAUACUUCUGACACACGCAUUGGUUUAUCCAUGAUGAACUUUGCUGCCUAUGUGGAGACUAUAAACCUAGGGUUCUUGGUUUUCGGAGAGCUUUGGUGUAACAAGCAUGCAAUAUUUCCAAGAGGGUUCAAGAGUAGGGUUAAAUUCUAUAACCUGAAAGAUCCAACGAGAAUGAGCUAUUACAUAUCUGAGGUUCUAGAAUUCGUGGGUCCGUUAUUCAGGGUUACUCUAGAAGAAUCUCAAGACGAGGGCUUCUAUGCUUUCUCAGCUCAGGCAUGCUGGGAAAUGGUGUUGCAGAAAGUUAACGAAGAGAUCAAGAAGCGCCAAGAACGUAAUGUUCAUACUUUGGAAAGCAUCAGCGGGUUACAAAUGUUUGGUUUUCUCUCCCCGUAUACAAUUGAGGUAAAAAUAUAUAACAUUAUGGAAUAUGAAAUUAUAACAUGACUAGUGUCAUCUUUAUUUUCCAGCGCAUUGAGGCUCUUGAUCCGAACCAUCUCCUAGUGGAGUACUGGAACCAUGGAAACUGAGAGGUUCGUUAGAAGUGAACUUGAAGAAGAGAUAGAGAUCACCAACCGUUUCUUCUUUUAUUGAUAAACUGUUUGUUGUUGGCUUAUUGAAUUUCUAGACUUAUAUUAUUUGCUCUGAUGAUGAUCAAGCUUCUCAUGAACAAAGUCUAACUUUAGUUUUAGAACUUUGAAGCGUUUUCUCUUUGGAGAUCUGAUCAUUGUGAA
Molecule: messenger RNA, 2528 nt
Organism: Raphanus sativus (radish)
Lineage: Eukaryota; Viridiplantae; Streptophyta; Magnoliopsida; Brassicales; Brassicaceae
Product: lysine-specific demethylase JMJ15-like
Exons: 7
Coding region: 1-2241 (746 amino acids)
Biological process (GO): chromatin remodeling
Cellular component (GO): nucleus
Molecular function (GO): histone H3K4me/H3K4me2/H3K4me3 demethylase activity
Source: RefSeq, a predicted model, not a curated record